This is a messenger RNA of Anarrhichthys ocellatus (wolf-eel), 2040 nucleotides long. RefSeq names its product golgi SNAP receptor complex member 2 (gene gosr2). The transcript is spliced from 6 exons. Gene Ontology annotation, molecular function: SNARE binding; SNAP receptor activity. Gene Ontology annotation, cellular component: ER to Golgi transport vesicle membrane; late endosome membrane; SNARE complex. Gene Ontology annotation, biological process: intra-Golgi vesicle-mediated transport; vesicle fusion. NCBI's taxonomy places the organism in Eukaryota, Metazoa, Chordata, Actinopteri, Perciformes, Anarhichadidae. Bases 134 to 772 code for a protein of 212 amino acids. The record is from RefSeq and is a predicted model, not a curated record.
ACGCUCUACUGAUGACGUGUACACUCCACUACCGUUAGCUGGCUAGCCAGCUAGCUUAGCCACCUGUCAGAUUAACGGUGUAACGUGAAUAGAUUACGAUCCCAACCGGGGGCGAGUCAACACAUCGCUGAAGAUGGAGACGCUUUACCACCAGACAAACAGGCAAAUCCAGGAGGUGCAGUCGUAUAUGGGAGAUCUGGAGAAGACGGAUCGUGAGUCGGUACACUUGUUGGAGAACGAGCUGCAGGCUAGAAUCGACCAGAUCUUCAACCAGUUGGAACGCCUCGAGAUCUUGGCCAGCAAGGAACCACUGAACCGCCGGCAGAACGCCAAAGUGCGAGUGGACCAGCUGAAGUAUGAUGUCCAACACCUUCGGACCGCCCUGCAGAAUUUCCAGCACCGACGCUACGCCAGAGAGGCCCAGGACCGAGACAGGGAGGAACUCAUGAGCCGGACCUUCACGACCAACGACGCAGAUACCUCCAUCCCCAUAGAUGAGACCCUACAGUUGAACUCCAACUUGCACAACGCACACAGAGGCAUGGAUGACAUCCUGGGCAGCGGCAGCGGCAUCCUCAACGGUCUCAGAGACCAGAGAUCUACUCUGAAGGGGACCCACAAGAAGAUGCUGGAUGUGGCCAACAUGUUGGGGCUGUCGAACACGGUGAUGCGACUGAUAGAAAGGCGAGCCACCCAAGAUAAGUUGAUCAUGAUCGGAGGCAUGCUGUUGACCUGCGUCUUCAUGUUCCUGGUCAUCAGAUACCUGGGCUGACCCCUCCCACAGCGACGGCUGCGGAUCAGUCGUGGACGUUUAUGCAGCGCAUCAUCCCUCAUGAUAUGAAAAGUGGCAGAAUGGACUUAACAUCAGAUUUGAGUCUUCUUUUUAUAAAUCGUGCCAUGAGUUUGUUUUCCACCAUUUAAGUUAUUUUGGGCACCUUUUGCAAAAUGGUAAAGGUUGAUAAAGACCUUAAUAACAGUAUUUUAUUCCACUUGAAGCUCCAAUAGAGCGUUGGACUUUGAUAAUAGAUCUGCUGCUUUCCUUAGAUUACUGCCACAAAUCCAGAAUCUACUUUAUCAAAACCACUGAAACUGUAAAUCUCUCGUGACUGGAGCCAAAAUACUUCAAACUGAUCUUUCUCAGCUUCUUCCUCCAGUGAACAGCUCUGUUUUGUAUCUCAAUCUUUCCGCGUCAUUCUGCCUUGUUGGUUCAUAGAGAAAUACUCGCAAUGCUCCGUGUUUCAUUACAACUCAAGAAUAGUCCCUAAAGAAUCGCUUGUUUUCUGCGUUAUGUGCAUAACAUGUGGCAACAAGGAUCUGUUCGUAAUAGUUAAACUAAUUUCUCUUGGAUUGAAGCUUCUGUCUAGUCUCACUAUGUGAGUGACUUUAAUUCUCUUAAUAGAAUAAAACAUGUUUCAUUUCCUGUGUGUGACUUCUUUAAAUGGUUCUGUUCUGAAACUGAGGGGCGCUAACUCUGCUGCUCUUAGUUUCAUGGUAACGAGGGCGCCAUCUAGAGUUUAAUUUAGUCCCUGACCCAACAUAUCAUAGGAAGACACGCAUGAACUCAAAGAUUUUAUUUGCUGAAACAGUAAGUUCUUAAAAAAUACAGAGUUGCUACUGUUUGACAGAUCACCAUCUUUUCCAUCUGAAGCGGGCUCAUUUAUAAACAAACGUGAUAAAAUAGGUACAUGUGACCGCCUUCCUUCCAGCUCUUCAUUCUGCUUUUUCCAAAAACCAAAACCUCUAGAAUGUUAAUAGGUUAAUCUACAGCAGUUUUAUUUACAAAAUUACACAAAAGCAAAAACACAGCUCUUCUUUUGAAGAGCAUUCUGGAAAAUAAUUUAAAAACAGAAAAAUACAAUUAUUGCAGUAUACUACAAUCUUAUUGUUACAUGAUGCAAACGCACCACCUCGAUGUACAGAUUUCAGUGCAAUUUAUUCAGGUGCACCCUCACCACAGGGAACAUGAGCUCUGCCUCAGAGCAUCAGGGAUUCAAGCCCCCGACGUCACCCGAGAGAGGACCUUCUUAUGUCAUACCGAUU